AUGGCUCUUGCGACUCUUGGCAUAAUCUCGAUCGGAGACAUGGGUCUGGGUAUAGCUCGAUUAGCAAUUGCCAACAACUACAAAGUAAUCACGAAUGCCUCUGAUCGAAGCCAGGCAACUCAAGAUCGCGCAAAGCGUAACUUCGUCCAGCUCGUCGACACAGAUGUAGACCUAUGCAACAAAGCGGACUAUGUACUGUCCAUCGUGCCGCCACGAAACGCCAUCGCAACAGCCCAACGAAUCGCCAAAGCAGCUAUGAAGCCGGACUUUAAGGCCCGUUCGAACCCGCUUUACUUUCUUGACCUAAAUGCCAUCAGCCCCAAAUCCUCCCGCGAGAUUGACUCCCUCUUCACCCAAUCUUCGCAAAUCCGUUUCAUCGACGGCGGCAUCAUCGGCGGCCCACCGAACCUGAAAGACGACGGAACAUGGUCCAAACCCUCCAUUCCCCUCUCAGGCCCCCACAGCCUCUCCUCAGCCCAACCCUCUGGCGAACACCUCGCACAAAUCCUUAACAUGCGCCACAUCAACAACACCAUCGGCUCCGCCACCGGCCUCAAAAUGUGCUUCGCCUCCCUCUCCAAAGGCUUCGCAGCCCUAGCGAUCCAAUCCUUCACAACCGCCCAAAACCUCGGCGUCCUCGACGAGCUCAGAACACACCUGGAUGAAUACGCCCCGGGCAAUAGGGCCAGAGCCGAGAAAGGCCUGACAGGCAUGCCCCCGAAAGCGUACCGCUGGGUGGCUGAGAUGGAGGAGAUCGCGGCGACGUUUGAAGCAGAUGGUGGGUUCAAUGCGGACGAGAGCAUUUUCAGGAGCAUCGCGAGGGUGUACGAUUUCGUGGCGAAUGGAACGGAGUUGGGGAAGGAGACGAUGGAGAAUCGGUCGAGGGGGACGACGGCGGACGAUGUGGCGAGGCUGAUGGCGGAGGGAGCGGAGAGGAGGAAGGUGAAGACGGAUUAG
Molecule: messenger RNA, 957 nt
Organism: Zasmidium cellare ATCC 36951
Lineage: Eukaryota; Fungi; Ascomycota; Dothideomycetes; Mycosphaerellales; Mycosphaerellaceae
Exons: 2
Coding region: 1-957 (318 amino acids)
Molecular function (GO): NADP binding; oxidoreductase activity, acting on the CH-OH group of donors, NAD or NADP as acceptor
Source: RefSeq, a predicted model, not a curated record